Ahaetulla prasina is the source of this 2217-nucleotide messenger RNA. It is a transcript of the gene CASTOR1, whose product is annotated as cytosolic arginine sensor for mTORC1 subunit 1. The record is from RefSeq and is a predicted model, not a curated record. The coding region runs from base 187 to 1167 and encodes 326 amino acids. Gene Ontology annotation, biological process: negative regulation of TORC1 signaling; cellular response to L-arginine. The transcript has 9 exons. Gene Ontology annotation, cellular component: cytosol. Gene Ontology annotation, molecular function: arginine binding. Lineage: Eukaryota; Metazoa; Chordata; Lepidosauria; Squamata; Colubridae.
ACGAGCUCAGAGGCGCGCCCAGCCAAGCCAAGCCAAGCCAAGGCGAAGGCGGGCCGGGGGUGGGUCAGGGGCCGGCGCUCCCCACCCCGUGGGCCGGGCCGGGCCUGGGGAAAGAGGCGGCGCUGCGGGUCCGGCUUCCGUAAAGCCCAGAGCUGGGGCUGAGCUGCCGGCCUUGCUGGCUGCGCCAUGGAGCUGCGGAUCCUGGAGACCCGCGUGCGGGUCCUGAGCCUGGCUCGCCGCGGCCUCUGGCUCUACACGCACCCGCUGCUCAAGAUGCUGCUCCUGCCCCAGCGCAGCAGGUUUUUCAGCUUAACGGAGACACCUGAAGACUACACUAUCAUGUUGGAUGAAGAUGGCUUCAAAGAGCUUCACGCCUCUGAGUACCUACAAGUGGUGGAUUCCACCUGGCUAGUGCUUAACGUCUCGUCGAACGGCAGCGCCUCCCUCAACAACCAGCCAAUAGGCGUCACCAAGAUUGCAAAAUCCGUCAUCGCACCCCUGGCCGAACACAACGUUUCCGUCUUAAUGCUGUCCACCUAUCAGACUGAUUUUAUUUUGGUACGGGAGAAGGAUCUGCCUGUGGUCAUCCAUACCCUGGCCGGCGAAUUUGACAUUUAUGAGGAGGUGAAUGGAGAACUGGGCCCUGCCAACUGUGAAGACAUAAGCAACGGGUUCCACAAGGCAAAACAAGAGUUCAACGCCACGGUGCAUCCCAUUCAGACUCCUCAGAAUAGAUUCUGCAUUCUCAGCAUCGCGCCCGAAACCUUGCCAGCCAUUGCCACGAAGCUCAUCGAUGUCCUGUUCUACUCAGCCAGCCCACCAAAAGAUGCAGCUGCUAACAACCAGGAGUCCAUUACGUUCUUUGCCUUCUCACUGAUUGAGGGCUACAUCUCCAUCGUCAUGGAUGCCGAGACCAAGAAAAAGUUCCCUAGCGACCUGCUGUUGACCAGUUCCUCAGGGGAAUUGUGGAGGAUGGUCAGAAUUGGUGGGCAGCCCCUGGGCUUCGAUGAAUGUGGGAUCGUGGCCCAGAUUGCUGAACCCCUGGCCAGCGCGGACAUCUCUGCCUAUUACAUCAGCACCUUCAACUUUGACCACGCCUUGGUUCCAGAAGACGGCAUUGGCGAGGUCAUUGAAGUGCUCCAGAAACGCCAGGAGGCUGGGAGAUAACCGCCCCUGGGCUCCCUUGGCCUCAGGUUCUGGGUUUCAAAAGCCACGAACUGACGGAUCUGGUCCAGCCUUACUCCCCACGGAUGUUCCUGGAGAGAAUGAGAAAGAGAGAGAGAGAAAGAGAGAGAGAGUGCCUGGGAGCCCAGCUCCUCUGCAAGCCAAAUGAUCUUUCUCGGGACUCGUCUUUGCUUGGAGGAUAUUCCUAACAUUCUCCCCUUCCAUUUCUCCCAGGGGGGGCGGAGAAACACGUGCCUUGUUGUCCCAAUUCUCCAGGUUGACCAACAGGGAUGGAAUUCUCUAGGUAGAUUUCAGUGUUACUGCUUCUUCUUCCGGUUAGCUCAGCCGUCUUCGCGUUCCUUGAUUAUCUGCCAUCUCUAAAGACUCUCAGACAAAGACCCUCGGACACAACGAACCCUGCUUCUCGGUCAGGAAGGAGCGGUUUUCUUCUCGUUCUCUCUCUAAUUUUGCACAUAUCCUGAGAUUUCUAAAAGCGUCCUUGGGGGGGGGGGCAAGGUGACUUAAUUAGAAUGGCCCUCCGUGCCCCGCAAUGAAAGGAUGGGUGUUUUCCAGAAACGAUGUUCUCUAGAUCAGGGGUCUCCAACCUUGGCAACUUUAAGACUUGUGGACUUCAACUCCCAGAGCUCCUCAGCCAGCAAAGCUCUGGGAGUUGAAGUCCACAAGUCUUAAAGUUGCCAAGGUUGGAGACCCCUGCUCUAGAUGAUUGAUUGAGGGGGCUUCAGGAGAUGAUAACCCCGAGGUAUCUGGAGCCCCAAUAGUCCUAGCUUUUAAAGUCAGGUUCCCUUUUCGGGGCACGAUGUUAACAGUAGAAAAACACUGGAUUAUAAUUUUUGGGGGAUCUGUUGUAGGGAGGGCUGGAGGAGUGACCAGAAGGAGAGGAGAGCGAGCUUUGGACCUCGAUGUCCAUUGUUCUGCGGCUGCUAAAAGGAGAGAAAUAAGCUUUAUUAUUAUUAUUAUUAUUUUGGGUGCUCCUGCAACUUCCCUUCCUUCUGUGUUUCGGUGAGCAGUAUUACAAACCAACAUGAAUCUGAA